Botrytis cinerea B05.10 is the source of this 1649-nucleotide messenger RNA. RefSeq lists its product as hypothetical. The transcript has 3 exons. NCBI's taxonomy places the organism in Eukaryota, Fungi, Ascomycota, Leotiomycetes, Helotiales, Sclerotiniaceae. The record is from RefSeq and is a predicted model, not a curated record. The coding region runs from base 725 to 1306 and encodes 193 amino acids.
GGUCAGAAGACACAUAUAUAUAUAAUUUAUAUGGAUACACUCGUAUUUUACUUGGAAAAGACGGCAAAUGCACCAAAUGCACAUUAAAUAAGCCCUCUGUCUACCCCUCACACGAAUUACCCCGCCAAACGAUCAAAUCGGUGCUCUCGGUAUUUCCAGAAAGAAGAAAAAGAUCAUCACCGGGGUCUCUUCUUUGCAUGAGCGUGCAAAAUCUCCGCGUGUGUACUAUUUCAGAUUGAUGGGCGGUAUUAGGUAACUCGUUCUUGAAGCUUUUGGGUGAGAAAGAACAAACCGUUGAUGCCCAGAAAGUUAAAUUCCUAGGAGAGUAAUUGAUUGCUUGGACGAUGGAGAUAGAAUGAGUCAAGGGCUGAUGAGGAGUGGGAAGUGUUAUCUAUCUUAUCUAUGAUUUUAUGAUCUUGCAAGAAAGAAAACACAGGAAAAUCGUCAUAGUUUUUUUCUCGAGUUGAUGCCAAUAUAGAUACUUCUUUGCCAGCUUCUUUGCGAUCACCACUAAUUGCUCCCCCAAUUGAUCAUACACAGUGAUAAUCCAUUCAUUGUGGUCGGAAUUACUUCUUUGUACACCUAAAACAUAUCCUCAAAAGCAGAACAACGAGCAGGAAACUCCAAAGCCGAAAUCAAGACGAGAUGUCCCAAGAAGCAUACAAGAAAGUCGGGCGAGGCGGCGCGGGGAAUUUCUACAGUAAACAGGAUGUAGAGAGGAGUAAUGGUACUUCUGAUCUCGAAGCCCAAUCCUCCUCCUCUUCCAUCAAGCAAAACAAAUCUCCCUCCUUACUCUCACAGGCAUUGCGCGCCAAAGGCACCGCUGGACCACCGCCAGAAUAUCAACGUUUGUUCCCCUCCCCUCUCUCAUUCCAAGCAAGAGAGAGUUAGCUCACACCUCAAACAAACAGACACCGGUCGCGGUGGCGCAGGCAAUCUCACUUCUCCUGCUUCGCUCGUGAAUUCGGGUCUUACGCAAACAUUGACGAAUUAUGAUAAUCCGACGAUUAACCCCGCGCCCCCGUCGAGCUCGCCGAGAAAUGUGAGGAGUAGCAUGCAGAGCGUUGUUUACAAGGGUGGGCGAGGAGGCGCAGGAAACUACGAUUGGGAGAGCGACGAAGCAUCCAGAGAAACGCAACGCGUCUCGGAAGAGAACUCGCGCAAAGAAAUUGAACAGCAAGUGAUGGGUGUUGUUGAUGGGGAUGGAGAACAGGGGCUGAAGAAACCUGGUAAGGCAUAUGAUAUCAAUGGAGGAAAGGAGAUGGAGGGCUCAAAGGGAGGGGCUCUGGGUGGAGUUUUGGAGUAAAUACAAAAUUGAAUGGGGGAGUGGUGUUUCUGGUGGGUUGGUUAUGGAUACAAGAAUUGGGUAUGUAUUGGCUGGGUGGUAUGGCUCGGAGGGUUGGGAUGGUAUACAUGAUGCACUUAGUCCAGGCGACAGGGCGAUAUUGAGCAACUGCUUAUAUUGACAGAUGAGAGAAGAUGAGACAGGAUGAGAUAACAAGAAGCUAUCUUUGUAAUUAUAUUGUAUAGGCAUCGGAUUUAGGUUUUGGGUGAGGAUACAUAUAUGACGGGCGACUGUCCAGUAUUGACUUUUUUCCACACAUUUUGUUUGAAAGGGAUGCUUCAAUCUGAGGUUCCUAAGGAUCUCA